AUGCCAAUCAGACACCUCCAAGAUGAGUUCGGGCCGAAUCUCCCGCCCGAACUCUUCGAUGCCAUCCUGUCGAGGCUCCCAGUCGAGUCUCUUCUUCGCUUCAGGUGCGUUUGCAAGUUCUGGCGUUCUUUGAUUUCUCAUCCCAAAUUCGUGAAAACCCAUCUCAGUCCAGCAUCUAUCAACAAUGAUUAUACCCACCAUAGACUCCUUAUAAGACGUGACUAUCACACUUAUGAUGUGAAGUCGUGCUCUCUAUACGUUGUUUUGCAUGAGCAUUCUUAUAAUGCUGUUGAGCUUGAUUGCCCUAUUAAAAUACCUCAUCGCUAUUGGUUUGGGGAUCUAUUUGUUGGUUGCCGGGAUGGAUUAGUGUGCAUAGCAAUCGAGAGGGAAGUAUAUAUAUGGAACCCGUCUACUGGGAAAUCCAAGAGCUUGCCGAGUGCUUGUGCCAUUACUUGGCGAGGUGUAUUUGUUGGUUGCCGGGAUGGAUUAGUGUGCAUAGCAAUCGAGAGGGAAGCAUACAUAUGGAACCCGUCUACUAGGAAAUCCAAGAGCUUGCCGAGUGCUCGUGCCAUUACUUGGCGAGGUAUGGGUUUGGGUAUGAUGACACUAUUGAUGAUUACAAGGUGGUUGGGUUCUUUAGAGAUGUUAGUAAAGGUCGUUAUGAGGUUGAUGUGA
Molecule: messenger RNA, 675 nt
Organism: Rhododendron vialii
Lineage: Eukaryota; Viridiplantae; Streptophyta; Magnoliopsida; Ericales; Ericaceae
Product: F-box/kelch-repeat protein At3g23880-like
Exons: 2
Coding region: 1-675 (224 amino acids)
Molecular function (GO): protein binding
Source: RefSeq, a predicted model, not a curated record